AUGGCAACCCAUGAACUCACGAACGAGAGUGAGCUAGAAAACUCACUGGCCGUAGAACCGCAACAGGAAGAAGAAGAGAACAGGUUACAGCGUCACCUCCCUCAACGAUCGCCGCAUCUCUAUCGCCGUUCAAACCAGGAAAACGCCACCACUCCGACAACCGAUUCUGGAGAGAGCCUGUAUACAUGGAGGAAGCCAUUUAGAACACCCAGUGAUAGUGGCACAGAGGCAGACGAUGAGGCAAACGGAGCACUGAAACGUGUGCCUGCACCUCUGGUGAGUAAGAGGAUUGAAUAUCGGUUUAAGAGAGGUACUACUGAACGCAAGGAGCAUGGGGACUCGACUGUUCUCCGGCGCUCCAAAAAGCGUAGAGUUGAGACACCGGAUAUAGAAGAACUGGAAUUUCAUAUAUCUAUUGGGGCAAGGCUUAGGAUUGAAGUUUUGCGGCGGAUUUGCGAGACUGGACUUGUUCUCGGUGUUGCGUUUGCUGUGAUGUUACGACGUGGUGUCCGCUCGGUGGUAAAAGCUUGGUUUUUAGAAUUAUCUGUUUUCUCGCUCCUUAUCUUGGGGCUCUAUGCCAUAUUCCCACUCCGCAAGUGUCCGUAUGGUAGCUACCGCACAAAACUAAAGAGGAUUGUAGCUUUCCCGUUCUCGAGAGAUAUCGAUCCAGCUCCUCUGAUAUACCCAAUAUUGAUACCAGUUUUGACUGCCCUCUCACUAGGGCCGUCCUAUGAUGGCCUUGUCUUGUUGAACAUCAUUCUGAGCCUCUCUUCCCUACCAGCUGCAACUAUCCCUUUACAUGGCUCUGGAAGUUAUAGUGCAGUUCACUGGCUGAUCACCGCUAUUCCUCUCUUUGUUUCUGAGAGGGUGCCAUUUUGCCAAAGCCCAGGACGAGCCAUGUCGGAGCUCGGGCUUGAGCCGGAGCUUCUCAUCCUCAUUUUCCCACUACAAAAAUCAACGAUUUCGAUUAUCGAGUAUCUGGUCACGUCAAGUUUAUUACCAACAGAAGUACAACUUCUGGGAACUGCGUUGGUCAAUGUAUUGCUUGUCUCCAAUUCCCCACAGGCGCAGAUCCUGAAAGCUCUAGUUUGGUUAGGUGCGUUCUGCAUAUUUGUUACCUGCAAAAAUGCGCUGCUAUGGGAGGCCACUUUGGCUAGAAUUCCAUCGUGGAAGUUCCGCCGAGCAUCUAUCCGAACGACUGACGAUGAAAAUAUACUCGGUGCAUUAGACCGCCAAGUGUGCCAUACCCUGAACCACCCUUUUUCAGAAGAUCAAGCAUCAGAGAGCGAGGCUCUGGUGGACAUUGUUAGAACGAGUGGUCGCCAGGCUAGCCUGUUGUAUAACAACUUCACGAAGAUUUUGGCGACGGAGCUGGACUUUGACAAAAGGUCCUUCAAACGGCAUGAAUCGACCCAACAGUCCGUUUCGGCGGUGGAAAACGAGACAAAAAUCGAGGCGAGUCUGGAUAGCCUGGAUGAUAGGACACAGCUCUCUAGAGCAGGCAGCCAGCACAGCCAACACAUUACAACUUCCAAAGCUGGAGGGAUGACACCCCUUCGCAGAACUACAACUAAAGGUGGCCGACGAAAACGCCAAAUUCCGCAAAGUAUGAGAGCUUUUCUUUCCCUGACCAUGGAGCAGGCCACUAUUCGGAAAUGGGCUUAUGCGGUGUAUGUUUAUGCUAUGGUUCUUGCUAUCAUACUGGUACCGGUGAGGUGGUAUGUGGCUAGAUAUGCACUUGGUGGGCGCGAGCCUUUUGGAUGGGCGAUAGGGUAUCUCUUUGGAAACAUACCGUCCAUCAGGUUUACACUGUUACUCUGGAGCCUGGAGGGCUGGGCCUGUAUCCCACCACGGAUAUACGAUAGUUCGGCGUCCUGCCACCUAGGUUGGGUCGAACAUCUACGCCGCGACACUGUUGGAGAAGCAAACUCUCGCCUGUUCCUCUGCGCCUACUGUAUCCUUAUCCUGGCCGUCGGGCUAUCGCUAGUGUACCGGCUCUCCCGCGUCGUGGAAGUGGACACACGCCGGAAGAUCUUUCACGGCAUGAUGGUGGCCAUGUUCUUCCCGACAGUCUUCAUCGACCCAACCUUUGUUGCUCUGUCGUGUAUACUUGUUCUUGCGAUUUUCCUCCUGCUAGAGCUCUUCCGUGUCUCCCAGGUGCCACCACUGGCUCGGUGGUUGUCGUAUUUCCUUGCACCUUAUGUCGAUGGCCGUGACCAUCGUGGACCCGUGAUUGUGUCUCAUAUCUUUCUCAUGCUCGGCUGUGCCCUGCCGCUGCUGCUCAGCCUUGCCGGGACUCCCCAUCUGGGUUCUGUUCCGUGGGAAGGAUGGGAGGUCGACGGUCGAGAUGUAAGCAUGGUUAGCGGGAUUGUCUGUGUCGGCAUGGGCGACGCCGCCGCCUCUCUUGUUGGUCGACGAUACGGUCGACGUCGAUGGUUCUGGGGCGGAGACAAGAGUAUCGAGGGGAGUGCUUCGUUCGCCGCAGCCGUCUUUAUCGGCCUUGUGACCGCGAGGGUCUGGCUGGUCGUCGGAGGAUGGGAGGCCAACGUCUACUGGGCUCUAACGAUAACCAAGUCUACGAUUGCAGCAGUUGCAUCGAGCUUCAUGGAAGCCGUCCUGACGGGAGGAAACGAUAAUGUAGUUGUUCCUCUAGUUCUAUGGUUGCUGGUGCGAGGUCUACGGUUAUAA
This is a messenger RNA of Microsporum canis CBS 113480, 2688 nucleotides long. RefSeq names its product phosphatidate cytidylyltransferase family protein. NCBI's taxonomy places the organism in Eukaryota, Fungi, Ascomycota, Eurotiomycetes, Onygenales, Arthrodermataceae. Bases 1 to 2688 code for a protein of 895 amino acids. Gene Ontology annotation, molecular function: dolichol kinase activity. The transcript has 2 exons. The record is from RefSeq and is a predicted model, not a curated record. Gene Ontology annotation, cellular component: endoplasmic reticulum membrane. Gene Ontology annotation, biological process: dolichyl monophosphate biosynthetic process.